AAAACGUUUCUAUGCUUAUAUAUUUCCUUGGACUUAAAUCUGGUUCUUCAUCACCAAAACUUUAGGAUGGUAAAAGCACAACUUUCGUUGUUUUGGCUCAUGGCCCUUUCUUUUUUCCUAUCAUUCCCUGAUUCUUGCAUCGCUAAACUUCCAAUUCCUAAAGAUUGUGGCUCUUCCUACUGUGGAAACGUUACCGUCAAUUUCCCUUUCCGAUUAAAAAGCCAGCUUCCCGAGUGUGGUUACCAUAACCUGGAACUGGAAUGCGACAACAACAAUCGCACCACUUUUGUGUUUGUUGGGGAGAAAUUGUACGUCCAACAGAUCUCUUAUGAAAACCAAACAAUACGAGCUAUGUUUAUGGUGGAUCAUGAGAGACCGAGCAGAGACAAUUGCUCUCUUCCUCGUAAUAUUAUUAGAUAUCUAUUUGAUUAUUUGUAUUUAAAUUCAACAGCCGACCUAUACGUUCGUUUAAAUUAUCCUCAUAGUUACAUGUAUCUAGUAAAUUGCACAACAGCAAUGAAAUCUUCCCUAUAUGUCAAUGCCUCUCGUUGCUCCAACAGCUAUUCUCAUCCGCCUUCCUACUUCUAUUUUUUAAAUGAAAACACCCGGUCGUCCAAUUUCAAUCCAUCUUGCAUAGUCAUAGCCAAGGUUCCAAUCAUGCUUAAGAAUAUUACAGGUCUGUCUACUUCGGAUAUUUAUGAACAGCUAUUACUGGGCUAUGAACUGAUAUGGGAUUACUACAACUUCCACGCAUGGCGCGAUGAUUCAUUAAUCCGACAGAUAUUGCCAGAUUUGGGAUAUGCCUUGAAAAUCUAUGUGGACAGCUUUGUGCAUUUCCUUUUUAAGGGUCCUUAUGUAUUUUACAAUGAUGGUGAUCAAACUAGACUUACAUAUAUUCUUUGUGUUGGAAUAACAGGAGGAAUUGCUUUAGCAAGAAUGUUGCUGGGGAUAUCUAUUUUGAUUGCGGUUGUUACAUACAAAUUACGAAGAAGACACUUAUCUGCUGAUGAUACCAUUGAAGAGUUUCUUCAAAGUCAAAACAACUUUAUACCGAUUAGGUAUUCUUACUAUGAAAUAAAAAGAAUAACUAGUGGUUUCAAAGAUAAAUUAGGAGAAGGGGGUUAUGGUUCAGUGUUUAAAGGAAAACUUCGUAGCAAUCAUCUUGUGGCAGUAAAGUUGUUAGGCAAAUCAAAAGCUAAUGGACAAGAUUUCAUUAGUGAAGUUGCAACAAUUGGGAGGAUUCAUCAUGUCAACAUUGCGAAACUUAUUGGGUUUUGUGUUGAGGGGUCAAAGCAAGCUCUUGUAUAUGAUUUCAUGGCAAAUGGUUCCUUAGAUAAAAUCAUAUUUUCUGGAGAAAAUAAGAUCAGUUUAAGCUGGCAGAAAAUGCUUGAUAUUGUGCUAGGAGUUGCUCGAGGAAUUGACUAUUUACAUCGAGGAUGUGACAUGCAAAUUUUACAUUUUGAUAUCAAGCCUCAUAAUAUUCUUCUUGAUGAGAAUUUCAACCCCAAAGUUUCAGAUUUUGGUCUGGCAAAAUUGUAUUCAGUAGAUGAUAGUAUUGUCUCUCUUACUGCAGCACGAGGUACACUGGGAUAUAUCGCUCCUGAAUUGGUCUACAAAAACAUUGGAGGCAUCUCAUAUAAGGCUGAUGUUUAUAGUUUUGGGAUGCUAUUAAUGGAAAUUGUGGGAAGAAGGAAAAAUUUGAAUGCGUUUGCUGAACAAUCAAGUCAGAUAUACUUCCCAUCAUGGAUAUAUGAUCGAUUUGAGCAAGGAGAGGAAAUAGAAUUGGGAGAUGUUACGGAUAAUGAGAAGACAAUCUUGAGGAAGAUGUUAGUAGUAGCUUUUUGGUGUAUACAAAUGAAGCCUCCUAGUCGUCCUUCAAUGUCAAAAGUAUUGGAGAUGCUGGAAACUGAUACUGACUUGCUUGAAAUGCCUCCAAGACCUUUUCAGUUUCCUUUUGACGCAUCAACUAAGGAUCAUGGUGGAGACAAUCCAAUUGAUGAGCCAACUACAUCACUUGAUGCUACGAAUGAAAUUAGCUUAAAUAUAGUGUAAACUAGUGAUGGUGCAUUUCAUUUUGUCCUCUAUAAAGUUUUAUAAUUUUAUGCCUAGCUUGCUACUGAAGCCAUUUAUAUAGCAAUUUACAGUAUAAUUUUUUAUGUAAUAUACUUUUGGGAAACAAUUAAUAUAUGGUUAGGGAUAUACCCAAGUGAGGGUACUUUUUCAUGGUGGUCUGAACACCAGAAUUUGCUAUAACAUGAUAUGAGCGUUCUGUUGCACUGUUUGCAGAAGUUAUAGAACCAAUCAUUCAAAACAUCUAUAUCGUGUAUCCUGGCUUCACAUGUGCAUCUUUUACUGUCUGCAUUAGAGAGUGAUAUGAAAUUUCUAAGAAUCAUGUGUUUUUAAUAAUCAAGAUGCAUGAUGAAAUAAAAUUUGGUAAGUUAGAACAUACCAGAGCUACGGCUGGAUCGAGCUCUAGAAGUUGUUCAAUUGUCAUUCAUUCUUUUUUUUUUUUCUUUUCCUUUUUUACGGGAAGUCGAUCAUCAAUCUUCAUCUCUAGUAAAUUGACCACUGAAUUUUCAGCUUCAAAUCUGGAGAAAGGGAAUGAUUAGUGUUCUUUAUUGGAGAAAGGGAGAACAGACCAGGAUUGCACGCCCGCAAAUUAUAUUAGCAAUGAUAAUUAAUGCAAUUUAUGGUUAAAUUCAAUAUUUAAAAAAGGUUGGAGUACUUUUUAAUUCAAAAACAAAUUUAAAGAACUUGGCUAAGAUUUUUAAAUCAAGUACG
Molecule: messenger RNA, 2781 nt
Organism: Durio zibethinus
Lineage: Eukaryota; Viridiplantae; Streptophyta; Magnoliopsida; Malvales; Malvaceae
Product: LEAF RUST 10 DISEASE-RESISTANCE LOCUS RECEPTOR-LIKE PROTEIN KINASE-like 2.2
Biological process (GO): protein phosphorylation
Molecular function (GO): polysaccharide binding; protein kinase activity; ATP binding
Source: RefSeq, a predicted model, not a curated record